Messenger RNA from Limanda limanda (common dab), 2463 nucleotides. RefSeq names its product solute carrier family 9 member 2 (gene slc9a2). Bases 1 to 2463 code for a protein of 820 amino acids. The record is from RefSeq and is a predicted model, not a curated record. Gene Ontology annotation, biological process: sodium ion transport; regulation of pH; proton transmembrane transport. Gene Ontology annotation, molecular function: sodium:proton antiporter activity. NCBI's taxonomy places the organism in Eukaryota, Metazoa, Chordata, Actinopteri, Pleuronectiformes, Pleuronectidae. The transcript has 13 exons. Gene Ontology annotation, cellular component: membrane.
AUGGAUUCGACCACCUCCAUAUUCAGAGGAGCUUUACUGGUCCUAUUCACAGCUUCAUGUCUCCUGCAUGGAUCCAGAGGAGAAAUCCCCCCCAGGCCACCCGGCGGGAGCACACUUCUUCCCCCGGUGAAGCCUGAAGCCCCCCAGGCUUAUCCAGACGCAGAGAAGUCGAAUCUACCGGUGUUUACAAUGGAUUAUCCGAGAAUACAGAUACCAUUUGAGAUCACUCUGUGGGUGCUGCUGGCUUCAUUCGCAAAGAUCGGUUUCCAUGUGUACCACAAGAUCACCAUCUGGGUUCCGGAGUCGUGCCUCCUCAUCAGCAUUGGUCUGAUCGUUGGUGCCAUAAUGCACUCUGUGAACGAGGAGCCCCCCGCUGUGCUGUCCAGCAACGUCUUCUUCCUCUACAUGCUGCCCCCCAUUGUCCUGGACUCGGGCUACUUCAUGCCCACCAGGCUUUUCUUUGAGAACGUCGGCACGGUGUUGUGGUUUGCAAUUGUGGGCACACUGUGGAACAGCAUCGGUAUCGGCAUGUCCCUGUUUGCCAUCUGCCAGAUUGAGGCUUUUGGAGUCCAGGACGUGAACCUCCAGGAGAACCUGCUGUUUGCCACCAUCAUCUCGGCCGUGGACCCCGUGGCUGUGCUGAGCGUGUUCGAGGACGUGUCUGUGAACGAGCAGCUCUACAUCGUGGUGUUUGGAGAAUGCCUCUUCAACGAUGCUGUCACUGUGGUGUUGUACAACAUGUUCAGCUUUGUGGCGGACAUGCCAACGGUGGAGCCAGUGGACGUGGCCCUCGGCAUGGCGAGGUUCUUCGUGGUCGGGCUUGGUGGGAUGGGCUUUGGCAUUCUGUUCGGCUUCGUGGCCGCCUUCACCACGAGAUUCACCUCCAGGGUCAAAGAAAUCGAGCCACUCUUCAUAUUCAUGUACAGCUACCUGGCCUAUUUGGUGGCCGAGCUCUUCGCCAUCUCAUCCAUCAUGGCCAUUAUUACCUGUGCCCUCACCAUGAAAUACUACGUGGAGGAAAAUGUUUCCCAGGGUUCCUGCACAACCAUUCGCCACGUGGUCAAGAUGCUUGGCUCCAUCGCCGAGACCCUCAUCUUCUUCUUUCUCGGAGUUGUAACAAUAACAACAGACCACGAGUGGAACUGGGGCUACAUCCUGUUCACGCUGCUGUUUGCCUUCGUUUGGAGAGGUCUGGGUGUCCUGGUGCUGACUCAGAUCAUCAACCCUUUCCGCACCAUCCCAUUCAACAAGAAAGAUCAGUUUGGUUUGGCCUACGGUGGCCUGCGAGGCGCAAUUUCAUUCGCCCUGGCUUUCACUCUUCCUGAUACCAUCGUUCGCAAGCCGCUCUUCGUCACGGCCACCAUCACCAUCAUCAUCUUCACUGUGUUUAUUCAGGGCAUCAGUAUCCGUCCUCUGAUUGAGUUCAUCAAUGUCCGCAGAACCAACCGCAAUCUUGACACCAUCAACGCAGAGAUCCACUGCAGGCUCAUGGACCACACUAUAGCAGGCUUAGAGGACCUCUGUGGACAGUGGAGCCACUUCUACUGGAAGGACAAGUUCAUGAAAUUCAACAAUCGAAUCCUGCGUAAGAUCCUGAUCAGAGACAGCCAUGCCGAGUCCAGUAUUGUGUCGCUGUACAAGAAGCUGGAGCUGCAGAACGCCAUGGAGAUCCUGGACACGGUGGCGGGCGACAUGAGUGCGGCUCCGUCCAUCGUCUCGCUCUAUGAGGAAAAGAAAAGCUCUGGUAAACCUAAGAAGAAGUUCCUGGCUGGCGAUCUGAGGAGCAUGCAUGACAUCCUGUCCAAGAACAUGUACAAGAUCAGGCAACGAACGACCGCGUACAAGGGCAAGCACGCCCUGCCCAAUGACACCCACGCCAGAGAGAUACUGAUCAGACGCCACACCAGCAUCCGUCGCAGCAUCCGACCCGGCAGCUUUCAGUCAUCGGAGGUGACCAAGUCUCAAAAGUAUUUCUCUCUUCCUGCCGGGAAGAGUCUGGACUCCAAGUUGUUUCCUCGGGAGAGAGUGAGCGAUACAGACGAUCAGGAGACCAUGUCAGAAGUGGCCUACCCCUCCCGACACUCUCGGUUUGGCCAGCCUGCACGCUCCUCCUCCAGAGCCAUGAUGCCUCUACGAAGGCUGGACACCCUUAAAGAAGUUUCCUCUGUUGAGGUUCUAAAUGAAGGCAGAGGUGAGAGGGGCGGGACAGGGCGUGGUAUGUCAAGGACAAACUCCUCCUACAGUGAUUCCCAUGUGCCUGCUCCUCGCCGUCACUUCAACGCUUCUGCUGACAAUAACAACGGCUCAGCUGAUGACUUUAGGAAUGUGCAUCAGGAAGCAGAAGAGGAGGAGGAGGAGCAGCAGCCCUCCUAUCCACCUCCAGCCUGGGCGGUUGAACCCAGAGACGACUCAUCGACACAAAACCCUCUGCUCAGGCGGCCUCAGUGGAAUCCGAAGAAGUAA